UUUCGCAGUGUGUUCAUAACCGUGCAAUUUAAUGUUGGAACCAGCGCCCAUAGAGAUUUGUACAUCGACUUUUACUCUAAUUGAAGGUGCGGUGAGGAGCGUGCGGUGAGGCGGGCCGAAGGGACGCAGAGUUCUUUAUGGCUGAUCACCAUGAAGGUGGACGCCGAUGCCAGGGACAUGCCCAUCGCGCCGCCACCGGUUGCACUACCUGGAACCCCGAUCGCUAGUAAUACAGAUUCGCCUGUGUCAUCUUUAGAUGAUUGCCAGCCUCUACCGAGUACAGACUGUGAGGCUAUUCCGUGCCCGGAGCGGGCGCUGCUAGCCAAGCUGGAAGAAGAAAACCGGCGUAUGGAGGCGGACGCCAAAUGCCCCUCCCUCACCACAGUGCACAGCCGCAAGAGCUCUGACACCUCCCAAAUAUCACUGGCAUCAGCGACCAGUUCCAGUCAUGAGGAAGCUAAGGUGGGCAGCAACGGGGAGGAAGACCUUUGGGGUCUUUGGGGCCGCAUCGUCAGCAACUGGGAAACUGAGUGGAAGAGGCGCAAUCAAUUUGUCCGCGACUUGGUGCGUCAGGGUGUGCCUCACCACUUCAGAGGAAUCGUGUGGCAACUCUUGGCCGGUGUUGAUCAGUCGCCCGAAAAGAAACUCUACGCCUCUUACAUUAAGGCGAAAUCAGCAUGCGAGAAGGUGAUUCGUCGGGACAUAGCGCGUACCUACCCCGAACACGAUUUCUUCAAGGAAAAAGACGGCCUAGGACAAGAGUCAUUGUUUAACGUGAUGAAAGCAUACUCGUUACACGACCGAGAGGUUGGCUAUUGCCAGGGCUCGGGAUUCAUCGUGGGAUUGCUCCUUAUGCAGAUGCCUGAAGAAGAGGCGUUUGCUGUACUGGUGAAGAUAAUGCAGCAGCAUCGUAUGCGCGACAUGUUCAAGCCUAGCAUGGCCGAGCUAGGGCUAUGUAUGUUCCAGUUAGAAAACCUCGUGCAAGAACUGCUACCCGACUUACACGUCCACUUCCAAUCACAGAGCUUCAGCACUUCAAUAUACGCUAGCAGCUGGUUUCUGACUCUGUUCACGACGACAUUGUCUCUGCCGUUGGCUUGCCGCAUUAUGGACGUCUUUCUAUCGGAAGGAAUCGAGAUUGUGUUCAAAGUUGCCCUAGCCAUGCUUACUUUGGGCAAAAAUGAUUUAUUGUCGCUUGAUAUGGAAAGUAUUCUCAAGUACAUACAGAAAGAGCUACCAGCAAAGACUGAAGCCGACCAAGACGCUUUCAUGAAUCUAGCAUACUCGAUCAAAGUAAAUCCUAAGAAAAUGAAGAAACUCGAAAAAGAGUACACGGUCAUAAAAACCAAAGAGCAGGGUGACAUUGCUGUACUUAGGUGUCUUCGCCAAGAGAAUCGCCUGUUGAAACAGCGCGUGGAACUAUUGGAGAAGGAAAGUUCAGCAUUAGCGGAGAGACUGGUGCGGGGGCAGGUGGAUCGCGCUGAGGGGGAGGAGGAAACAUUUGCGUUAGCGCGGGAGGUGCAGGCCCUGCGGAGGGCCAACGUGGAUGCGCAACAGCGCCUCGCCGUCGCGCAGGACGAGAUACGAUCUCUCGAAAUGACUAUUGCCGAGAAUAACUCGCGUCAAUCAUCGUUGGAGGAUCACCAUACGGAGAGUGGUAGUGCUAAAGGCGAAGAAUUGGCGCGAUGUCUGCAACGCGAGCUGGUACGCGCAAGACUCCACGCCGCCGAACGGGAGGCUGCUGAAAGAGAGCUCACGGCCAGGAUCACUGAACUUGAGAACGAGAACAAGAGCUUGAGGAGACAACGGGUGGAUAACAACGUCGCUCACUUGCAGGAUGAGCUAAUCGCAGUGAAACUACGUGAGGCUGAAGCCAAUUUAUCAUUGAAAGAUCUUCGUCAACGGGUCUCUGAACUAUCCGAAUCGUGGCAGAGACACCUCCAGGAGCAUAGACAAGAAGCGGCGCCUCCGCCGGUGCAAUCCAACGUGGUGUCGGACAUAAUGGCCACUCCGAAAAAACUGCUCCGAGCAUGGGAGGGACGUUCUACUGACGUGCAAAAGCUUGAAGAAGAGCUCAUGUCCACUAGGAUUCGGGAGGUGGAGACGCUCACAGAGUUAAAAGAACUAAGGCUCAAAGUGAUGGAGCUGGAGACGCAAGUACAGGUGUCGACGAACCAGCUGCGGCGGCAGGACGAGGAGUCACGCCAGCUAAGAGAGACCCUCGAUGCGGCUCUGCAGCGCGAACGCGCCUUGCAAACACGUCAAAGAGAAUUACAACAUAAGUGCUCCGACCUUGAAAGCAAGGCUAAGUACGAUUCAAUGCAAGCCAACAUUAAGAAUAUGGAAGACGCACAAAGAAUAGCUGAGCUUGAAAGUGAAGUCUCCGAAUAUAAACUAAAGAAUGAAGUGAACGCAACGGAAAGCGAGCUUCUUCAGUACCACGUAGAAGAGUCUGAAAGAGUUCAAAAGAUGUCCGAGUACAUUGCAGAACUACAAUCUGAGGUCAAAAGGCUAGAAUCGUGGAGAGCUCGUGCUCUCGGCCACACCGAGCUGAGUCGCGCCAUUUCAGUCGAAGAGGACUUAGAAGAAGACGAGAAACUGAAGUUGAUCCUACGCCGUGAGUCUUCUACGUCUCUGGAUCUCCCCACGGCACCCCGCAAACCCUCGUAGCGAACACCACCGUUAUCACCCAUCUGAUCAAAUUUGACCUCUCUCUCUCGCUAACACUCAUGACAAAUUCUAACCCUUUUUGUUUCGAUUCACAAGUACAUAACUUAAAUUUUGUUAUCGUUGAAACGUUGACCACUUUACAAUCGUGAUUUGCGUUAGUUGGAUUUUGAAGAUUUUAUAAGAAAGUUUUUAUCGAUGAUGAUGACGACGUUGAAUGAUUUUAUUGAAACACUUUUUCGUAUUCUGCUCUUGAUGCGGGGUUCUGCACUUGUUAAAAUUCGCCUCGAGUUCUGACUCAAAUUACAUAAUAAGAAUUUCAAAUGUGGCAAUUUGAAUAAUCACCACACUCGACGAGUUUCUCGUUGUUUCAUAAUAUUCCCAAGAAAAAAUUCGCGGAGUAGCGUUCUCAAUAAGCAUUUUACUGUAACUAAGCUAGAAUACUAAAAAAGCAAUAGAUUUCAGUAAUUCAAUUAGUUCACUUUAGUAUUACUCCAUAGAACUCAUGAUGCCAACCAUACCAACGCAUUGUGGUAGUAAUCUUUUAUAAAAUUUUAGUAAAAUGACGUAGAUAUGUGUAGCUUUAUUACUUUUUAGAUUGUAACAAAAGUCGUAUAAGAAUUGGUAGCGGUAUUACUUAAAUAUCACAAUAAAUGGUAAUGAACACCUGUGAAUAAAUAACAUUCUACAAAAAAAAUUACAACCAAUAAGUAAGUACAUUUUGUCUGCCAUGAACUGAAAAGACAAAGGAAAUCUUGGAAUAUCGUAGCCUUAGCGUAGUAUUAAAUUUAAUCACAUCGUAAUUUUUUCAUAUGUAGUCGACAUUUAACCAGAUUUAAUUUUAAAAAUUCUUAGCCAACUUCUAUAUUAUAUGACGUGACACUUAAUAUGGUGUCAAAUUUUUAGUAGACUGAUAACAAGAACCAUACGAGUAAUAAUACGAAAUAAAACUCCGUUCUCAACGUGAAGGUUAAUCACAAAAACAGGACGUUGCCUACAAGAACUACUCGUACAAUUUACAUGACAUAACAGAUAAAGCAAGUAAGUUUGUGAAAAGGGCUUUCCACAGAUUAUCAACGUAUAAAAAUUUAUGAGUAAAUAAAUAUUCCAUUUGUUACUACUUAAAAAUAUAUUUUAUUAAUUAUUUCGCUAUGAAAAGUAAAAAUCACUUGACCACAACCUCACUUAAGCUGAUGUUAUCGGAAAACAAAUGCCUAUAGUGUACCCCCAUUUCUUUGUCGUGCGUAUAAAGAACCUACCCAAAACAAAGCGCUUAAUGCGAGUGGGUUGUAGUACGUCAGUAACAUAAUGAUGAAGUGUUCCGGACUUUCCGAUCGACCUGAAGAGGAACGGUGAGCGUGAAAGUAAAUAGUCGG
Molecule: messenger RNA, 4043 nt
Organism: Hyposmocoma kahamanoa
Lineage: Eukaryota; Metazoa; Arthropoda; Insecta; Lepidoptera; Cosmopterigidae
Gene: Evi5
Product: ecotropic viral integration site 5 ortholog
Exons: 17
Coding region: 151-2670 (839 amino acids)
Source: RefSeq, a predicted model, not a curated record